AUGUCAGAGUCUUCCUUUAUUCUCAUCAUUAGAGGGAGAGCGGAUAAAAUAGAGAAAAGAGAUGGUUCUGAGACCAAAGAUAUUGCUUAUAUCCACAAGAAAGUCACUUUCAGAGAAUUGUUUGCCCUGGAGGUUGAGUUGUACAUAGUUGUUGUGGUUGCUGCAUACAAUAUGGUUCAAUUAGGGUUUGGUUGGUAUGGUACUGAACAAAAGACCUCCAGGUCUAAAUGGCUCUCUUACCUCUUGGAUCAGACGGCGGCGUACGUGGUGCUUGCCGUGGCAUCUGCAGCGGCACAACACUCAUUGCUGGUGUUGACGGGUUCGGAGGAGCUUCAGUGGAUGAAGUGGUGCUACAAGUUCACAAGGUUUUGCUUUCAGAUCGGAAGUGGCAUCUUCUUCAACUACAUAGCAGCAAUUCUCAUGAUUGUCCUCUCCUCCCUCUCCGCCUUCAACCUCUUCCGCCUCUACUCCCCUAAGCGUUACUUUCACUUAAAGUCCUCCUCAUAA
Microthlaspi erraticum is the source of this 507-nucleotide messenger RNA. The record is from the annotation of a GenBank genome assembly. NCBI's taxonomy places the organism in Eukaryota, Viridiplantae, Streptophyta, Magnoliopsida, Brassicales, Brassicaceae.